This is a messenger RNA of Ctenocephalides felis (cat flea), 1228 nucleotides long. RefSeq names its product CUGBP Elav-like family member 1. The transcript is spliced from 2 exons. The record is from RefSeq and is a predicted model, not a curated record. Lineage: Eukaryota; Metazoa; Arthropoda; Insecta; Siphonaptera; Pulicidae. Bases 102 to 521 code for a protein of 139 amino acids. Gene Ontology annotation, molecular function: mRNA binding.
GAGUAGACCAUCAUUGCAAAAUUACAUAAUAUCUCAAAUAAGUCGAUAUAUUUACUUUUGUUUUCAGACAAAUUGUACAGAAAAAUUCUGCAACAAAAUUAAUGCAUUUCAUUUACCCAGGUGCAGUGCAUCAUCAUCAGCAUGCUCAGCAGCAGCAACCUUAUCUUGGCUCAACGGCGACUUCCGUAGUUGGCGUUAAUUCGCCCAUUGGGAGUGCUGCAGCAGCAGCGGCUGGCAAACAGAUUGAAGGACCCGAAGGUGGCAAUCUUUUCAUCUACCACUUACCGCAAGAAUUCACGGAUACCGAUUUGGCGUCCACGUUUAUACCUUUUGGUCACGUUGUUUCCGCCAAAGUAUUCAUCGACAAACAGACGAAUCUGUCGAAAUGUUUUGGUUUCGUCUCCUAUGAUAAUGCGGCGAGCGCUCAGGCUGCCAUCCAGGCCAUGAAUGGGUUCCAAAUAGGAACCAAGCGUCUUAAGGUGCAGCUGAAGCGUUCAAAAGAAGCGUCCAGGCCUUAUUAAAAAGAUUUAAAAUUAUAAACACACACGCGCGACCACACUUAUGAAAAAAUGCAGACUGGCUGCUAAUUGUUUGCUCUGGUAAAUGACCAACUGAUACGUCUGGUACUUUUCUGAGUCAUCGUCACCUCAAAAUAAUUUGGUCAAGUCUCGAUUAAAAUUAUUGUACAUAUCCCUUUCAUGCAAUAUUUUUUUUCCAAAAUCCCAAUUACUGCUACUCUCGUAUACAUGGCGAGUUGUUUCGUAAUCAUUGUCGUGUAUUACCAAAAAUGACAUUUUAUAAAUCAAUUAAAAAAUCGCAAAUUUAAGAAAAAAUCCACCAAGUCAAACAACAAACAAAAAAUGAGUUGCCGUUUUGCCUAAAAAUAAUUUAUAUUAUCGGAAAUAGGAAUAUUUCUAAAUGCCGAUUUCAAAGAUUGUUCUAGUCUUCGCUAAUGAAUUGAUAAUGUAUAAAAGUAAUCUAAAAAUAAAAGGCAAACGGGUGUCGAAAAAGCAAUCAUUUGGUAUUAGAGAACUUAAAAUGCGUUUAUCUAUUUCAAGAUUCUUUGAAUUUACAUAUGAUUGCCAUUAAGGUUUUGACCAAAAAAAUAAUUGAUCCGCGAAUUACUACUCUUUUCAUAAUCACUGAUUACUUAUAUACGUGUAACGAUUUUUUGUAAGAAUGAUUACUAUGUACUUUUAAUUUUUUGUCAUAAUAUAUAAUUUAGAAA